AUGGAUCCGUCAACCAGAACCACCCCUUUGAUCCCAGCUACAUUAGGUGAAUCUAAGGUUACAGGAAGAGAAAGAAUAAAGACCUUCACGUAUGAUUAUUCCUACUGGUCAGUCAAGAAAGGAGAUCCUCAUUUUGCUUCUCAGGAGAGGGUGUAUUCUGAUCUUGGUUCUGAUGUCUUAGACUCUGCCUUUGAGGGUUACAAUGCCUGUAUAUUUGCCUAUGGACAAACAGGAUCGGGAAAAUCAUUUACAAUGAUGGGAGAACCGGAUGGACCAGGCCUUAUACCAAGAAUAUGUGAGGGACUGUUUACGAGGAUCAGGACCGAUUCAGAUGAUGUAUCAUACAGGACAGAGGUCAGUUAUCUUGAGAUUUACUGUGAGCGUGUGAGGGAUUUACUGAAGACUGGUAGAGAACACACGUUACGAGUGAGAGAACAUCCAAGAGAUGGGCCGUAUGUACAAGAUUUAUCAAAGCACUUGGUUUCAGAUUACUAUGAUGUCAAGGCACUUAUGGAUAAAGGCAACAUACAAAGAACCACAGCUUCCACCAACAUGAAUGACACUAGCAGUAGAUCACAUGCCAUCUUCACCAUUACAUUCACACAGGCCAAGUACAUAGCUGAUAUGCCAAGUGAGACAGUUAGUAAAAUCAAUCUAGUGGAUUUAGCAGGAAGUGAACGAGCCAAUGCUACCGGUGCUACGGGGGACAGGUUAAAAGAAGGUGCCAAUAUCAACAAAUCUCUUGUCACCCUUGGCAAUGUCAUCUCUGCUCUCGCUGAUGCUUCGUCAUCCUCUGCUCCUAGUCCAGGAGGGAACCGGAAGAAAUCUCUCUUUAUUCCAUACAGAGAUUCUGUUCUGACCUGGCUUCUUAAAGACAGUCUUGGUGGAAACUCUAAGACCAUCAUGGUAGCAACCAUUUCACCUGCUGAUGUGAACUAUGGAGAAACUCUAAGCACAUUACGAUACGCAAACAGAGCAAAGAACAUCAUCAAUAAACCUACUAUCAAUGAGGAUAAAAAUGUAAAACUUAUCAGAGAACUGAGAGCAGAGAUUGCCAGAUUAAAGAAGAGACUUGGAACAUCAGACUUUGACGAUCUCCCUAUAGGCAAUAAUAUGAUGGACAAAUUACAUGAGAAUGAAGAAAGAGUGAGUAAUUUUAUUGCUAUGAAUUCAGCAAAUUGAGGGUUGAUUUGAAAGCAUAUUUAUUCAACUGUUAGUGAUGAAUCAAUUCUGAGUAAAUUUCUUGCAUCUUCUUUAUUUAUUUCCUAUUCUUUUCUGUAAAGCAAUAAGACACGUACAUUGGAUGACUAGAUUAUAUCAUACUGUAUAUCACCCAUCUUCUUUUUGUCUCUCUCUUCUUAUCCUCCUCCUCAACCCUCCCCCCCCCCCCUCAUCUUCCUCUCCCUUCUCAUUAUACCUCAAGUCUUGAAGACUUUGCAUGUAGAUGUACAAGGUUUCUUGCAUUCUCUUUUCAGGGAAUGUUGUUGGUAUAAUGGAAUCAUUGAUUUGAAUUCCUUUCCUGAAUUCAAUAUGUUACUCUCUCACUAUGGUCAGUUGUCUUGUACAUAGCAGUAGUACAUCAUAUCUUUAUUAGAGAUCAAGAAUAACAAGAACCAGGCCCUGCAUCCUAUCAGGUUGGCCGGCAGGUUAAAAUUUACAUUAUUACCAGAUACAUAACAAACAGUACAUUAUACAUUACAAUCAUAAUACAUUAUAUGCAGAUGCCAGAUGAUAUACAUAUAACAGUAAAAGCACAAAUAACGAUGUUGUGAACAGCUGCCAAUAGCAAAAGUGCAGAGGUUUGCAGUGGUGCGACUACCAUGCUACCGGCGCCAUGUCCUUUUUUUUUUGGUCAGUUUAACUUUUCUCUUAUACAUAACUAGUGUUUGCAAUAAAUAUUUCUGAUUUCAGAACUGUUCUUUUUCUGAAAAAGAGUUAAACAAUUAAGUUUAUUUCAAUGUCACUGUCUGAAACUAUAUUCAUUUGUAGAGUUUCAAGAAAUUAAUCUGUCAAAUGACUUCUGUCUGUCUCUCAACAUGUAUUCAUUUUGAAACUAUAUUAAUUUGUAGAGUCUCAAGAAAUUAAUAUGUCAAAGGACUUAUGUCUGUCUCUCAGCAUCAAUUGUGACCACCUUUCACAACCAUUAUUACAGUGAUCCUUAUAUCAUGCAAGAUGAUGUGACCUUGUCAUUGUUGCCUGGCCAACAGACAGAUGAAAUUCCCCAAUGUAUCAUGUUGCAGUACUAGAAAUAACAUAACUGGGUUUGGGCAAGAUGGGGAUGGUAAAGUGGAAGGGAGACAUUUCUGACUGUACUAGGACAUCAGGGGUGUAUUUUAUGGAGAGUUUUGUCAGUGGUUUUCACUGACUAAUUUGCUCUCAGCCAAUCAGAUGCAAGGAUUUCCAGUACCUUUGUACACUGUACAUGUGUUGAUGAAAGCCACCGAGAGAACUAUUUAUGAGAUGCUCCCUAGGAGAGCAUUUGAGGACGUGUUGUGCUAGUGAUUUUUUCACAUACUGAUUUGUGUUCAUCCAAUCAGAUCGAAGGAUCACAAGAGCACAUGAAAGUUGUCACUGAAAACUCACUGCCAAAUUGCUUCAUGAAAGCGAGCUGAAAACAAACACAAAUUUCAUGAAGAUGUACAUGAAUAUUUUAUUUGGUUUUAUUGACAAGUUUAACACAGGCAUAAAAUUUUACAGCUCAAAAUACACUUUCAUGUGCUUAAAAGAAUACACUUAACAUCAAUUUGUGUUCCUUAAAAAAAAAAAAAAAUAAUAAUUCCUUUCCUCUUUAUCAUGUGAAAGUAAAUUCUUUUAAUUUGAAUAAAGCAUAGAGAUAUUUUUUUUAUAUUACUGUGAAGGAGCAUGUUGCUAGAAAUAUAUUUAGUAAAUUUUGAUUCACUUUGAAACUUUUGUAGUACUUUUAUUAUAUUAACUAGCCAUUUAAUGAAGUGCAUAAUUUAAAACCACUGACAGGUAAAUUUCAUUGAAAUUCUCUUUUUGUUUGUAGUAGGAGUAGCUUGAGAUAUUUGGAAGAUUUAGGGAAAGGUCGCAUUAAAUUGAAAUUUUUUUGUAAUACUUUCAUUAGCUCCGUACCACUUAUUAUAGUAUCCAUAGUGUAGACAAAUCACAGAAUGUAUUUGCAUGAGGUGAAAUAGUGAUUUCCUUUUUGCCAAAGACAUGAAGCCAAUUUAGGGCUCUUUAAUGUAAGUAAAUUGUAGCUACAUACAUGUAUAUCCUGUUGAAUUGUGAUCUUCUCAUUAAAUUGAUGACCAGCCAUAGUUAAUCUAUUGCUUCAGCCAAAGUUAAUCUAUUGCUUCAGCCAAAUUUUUAUCAGGGAAAGUUCUCCUUUCACUAACAGACCCUGAAACUGUCUUAAUACCAUUUGCACUGUUUUUUCCUAAAGAGGAGCAUGGCUUGACUUCUAUUGAAGACCGUUCGUCUUUGACAAAACUUGGAAAGUACCUUUUGAGGAAUGUUUUUCUAAAUGGUGCAAAAGUGAUCAUAUAUAUAAAGGGGUUCAUUGCACUGUUGAAUUUGGCCAGGAAUUCAAAUGUGACGGAUAGUUGCCAUGGAAACUGAUGUCUGGUGAUGAGGCCGUAGUGCAUCUCGAUGGCGAAUGGUCCCCAGCAUAUGAGGAAUACGACGAUGACCACGAAAAUGCGGGCUGUGAUGGUGAUUUGUCUCCUAGUUUCUUCCAAACUUGUCUUUUCUCUGGCCGUGACCUGGUUCUGAACGUUUAUCUUCUGCCCGGCUUUCCAGCUAAUGUUUGUGAUGCGUAAGCAGCAGUAGAAGAUCACUCCCAGCGAAAUGUAGAACCCGCACGUCAGUAGAAUGAUGGUGUAGGGCCUUGUGUUGUUGCUGGUGACAUCGAUCCCGCAGUUGUAGAAGAAUGGCUGGAACUUGAUGAAGUGUGAUACCGUGACAGAAAACAAUGCCAUUGCAGAUCCGUAGCCCCACGUUAGGAGGAGAAGGGAGAAGACGCGCCUCUUGGAGAAGAUCAGUUGAUAGCAUAAGGGAACAGAAAUGCAGACCAAGCGGUCAAUACUGAUGAGGGCUAGUGAGGUGAUGGAGACAAUGACCGUGCAGAUGGCCGUAGAGGUCAUGACCCUACAGAAGAGGUCAGUACUGUACCACUGACCUGUAAUCACAACCGGGAUGCAGAAUGGCAAGUAGAAGAUGCCGAUGGAUAAAUCAGCAAUGGCAAGGUUGAUCAAGCAAUAACCUACAAGAAUACACACAAGCAGCGAGGUAAAUCAAAGUGUAAUUGAAUUAAGACAUACAUUUCAGCAAGGACCGUUGCCCUGAAAAUGAUCUGAGCAAACUGUAGUGUCAUAAGAGCAUUCUGAUUAGGCAAAAGACUGGAGGGGCUAGCUGUUCAUAAUCCAUAGUGGCUUGCCCCUACAAUACCUUUUGCUAUGAAUGUUCUGAUACAACCACAUUCUACCAUAUUUCAAUUUCAACACCUUGAUCAGAAGACAUUGUUUUAUCCUAAAGUGUUCAACAGAUUUAUGAAAAUCCAUUAAAGUGAAUUUUUCAUAUUCACUGUUUGCUUUCAUUUCCAUAUUGGUCAUAUUAGGCUUAGGGGAUGUGCUUUUUUCAUACUGUUAAUAAUGAGGUUUUGUGUGAAAUGUCUCGUGCACAUUGCAAUUUUAAUCAACAAUUGUAAUAAUUAGUGUUUCUUUGUUUCAUCAAACCACAAAAGCCAGCAAUUAGCCAUGAUACUUAUUUUAUAGGAAAGCAAAAAUUAAAGAAGUUAUGAAAAUAAUAUCCUUAUUUUUAUCCCCUCAGAGUUAACUCAGCAUGAAAAGAAUUGAGCCUGAUUUUCAUUCACACUUCCAAAUAUCCCCUCCUUCAUAGGUUUCACUAGAAAGUGGACAUAAUGUAUUUACCUGUUUGGUUGAAGAGACUGGGUGUGGAGACUAUUGUAAUGAUACUCAGUGUAUUACCUGUGAUGAUAACUGUUAUGAGGAUACAGAUCAUGAUUAGUAGAGGGUAGUUUGGAGCCAAGACUUCCACUGGAGGAACCGUCUCAAUUAGAGAUGACAUUUCAGUAACAUUCUGUAGAGGAGAUUAAAGUUGUAUCGUAUUUCAUAGAAUUCUUUUUCAAUACCUGACAAACACAGUCCCAAUUCAUAAUUAAAUAAAUUUCUUAUGAUAUGGAUUUGAUGCGAAGAUGAAAUCAGAAACACUGCUUCAAAUCGGUGUACAGCGAGAAACAAAGAGACAGACAGAGAGACAGUGAGAGAGAGGGAGAGAGAGAGAUUAAAAGGUGAUAAACAGUGAAUAAUUACAAGAAAUAUGCAGUGUACUCUGUAUUAUACCUAUAUGAAAGAAUGAAGAAGAAAAUCAACACUG
This is a messenger RNA of Lytechinus pictus (painted urchin), 5355 nucleotides long. Its product is annotated as kinesin-like protein KIF16B. The transcript has 14 exons. Gene Ontology annotation, molecular function: microtubule motor activity; ATP binding; microtubule binding. The coding region runs from base 1 to 1182 and encodes 393 amino acids. The record is from RefSeq and is a predicted model, not a curated record. Gene Ontology annotation, biological process: microtubule-based movement. Lineage: Eukaryota; Metazoa; Echinodermata; Echinoidea; Temnopleuroida; Toxopneustidae.